CGACGCCUCAGUCUUGGGCUUGAAGGCAGUUCUUUCGGCCUUCCAUCAGGCUUUCUCAGGUUCUUAGACCCUAGCCCCAACCCAAAACGAUAUCUAGCCGACCUUCGAUUUCCUUUCGCGAAAAGAAAGAAACCGAAACCCUCGCUUCGCUUCCUUGUAUUCAUUUUGGCGGGAGAAUCGAAUCCAAUCGAGUGCGAGAGACCAUGGUAGACGAUUCAGAGAUGAACCCAGAUCAGGUAGAGGAGGAGUUCACCGUGUGGAAGAAGAACACCCCAUUCCUCUACGAUCUCGUCAUUUCUCACCCUCUCGAGUGGCCUUCUUUGACUGUCCACUGGGUCCCAUCUUCGCCAACCCCCUACGGAGCCGACCCAUCUUUUUCCGUCCACAAACUCGUCCUCGGGACCCACACCAGCGGUGGUGCCUCGGAUUUUCUCAUGAUUGCCGACGCAGUCCUUCCGACCCUUGCCGCAGAAUCCAAUUUUGGCUCUAGAAAUGAUGACCCAGUUAUCCCUAAGGUGGAGAUAACACAGAAAAUGCGUGUUGAUGGGGAAGUGAACAGGGCAAGGUGUAUGCCUCAGAAUCCUGUUAUUAUUGGUGCAAAGACAAGCGGCUGUGAGGUUUUUGUGUUUGAUUACACCAAGCAGGCAGCAAAGGAGGAAGGGGCUGAAUGUGAUCCUGAUUUGAGGUUGAGGGGUCAUCACAAGGAAGGGUAUGGGUUAUCAUGGAGUCCGCUUAAGGAGGGUUAUCUUGUGAGUGGUUCACAAGACCACAAGAUAUGCCUGUGGGACUUGUCUGCUUGGCCUCAAGAGAAGGUUCUUGAUGCAAUGCAUGUUUAUGAGGCUCAUGAAAGUGUGGUUGAAGAUGUGUCGUGGCAUUUGAAGAAUGAGAAUAUAUUCGGUUCUUCUGGUGAUGAUUGUCAGUUGAUAAUCUGGGACUUGCGUACUAACCAAACCCAACAUCGUGUUAAAGCUCAUGAGAGAGAGAUCAAUUAUUUGUCUUUCAAUCCUUAUAAUGAGUGGAUUCUGGCUACAGCAUCUUCUGACUCUACUGUAGGAUUGUUUGAUAUGCGAAAACUGACUAUGCCUUUGCAUGUUUUAAGCAGUCACACUGGAGAGGUCUUCCAGGUAGAAUGGGAUCCUAAUCAUGAGACAGUGCUGGCAUCUUCUGGUGAUGAUAGAAGAUUGAUGGUUUGGGACCUUAACAGGAUUGGAGAAGAACAAUUAGAAAUUGAGUUAGAUGCUGAUGAUGGUCCUCCCGAGCUUCUUUUUUCUCAUGGAGGCCAUAAAGCUAAAAUAUCAGAUUUCUCAUGGAACAAAAAUGAGCCAUGGGUGAUUUCAAGUGUAGCUGAGGAUAACACGCUUCAGGUCUGGCAAUUGGCAGAGAGUAUAUAUCGUGAUGAUGAUGACUUGCAAACUGCUGAGGACAAUCCAUAGUCCAUAGGUAUUGACUUUGUUUAAGGAUGUGUUUAAGUGAGUUAAUGCGAGUUAUAAUCAUGUCUUCUAUGUCAAGGACUAUAGUAGUCCUUUGACAUGUUUGAAUCAAUAUUCGAACCUUCUGUCUUUGUUGGUGUAUUGAUGGUUGGUUUACUGUUGACCUAAAUCUGCUUUAAAGCUAGUGAUUGAGUUUACCGAGCCCAGGUUGGGGGCUAAUCCCUUGUGACUCCUAGAACAAUAGCAUCAAGUAACACUCUUAGAAAGUUGCCUGAGACUUUGUCAAAUAGAUGAACCAAAAUUUUAAAACCAAAUAGGUUUUGCCUAUGAAUUCAUUGGAGGAAACAACCUAAAAGGGUUGAAGCAGUUUCUUUUGACUGAUGGAGAACCACUGAUCCAAUGACAAAUCUUUUGCCUACAAGCUAUAUAUCCUUCAAAAAGUAACAUAGUUUGCUCCAUCUUCAAGGAAACCAAGGUUUGUCUUUUAGCAUCUGAUAUUGCUCCAUCCUUUUAGGGUUUUCUCACAUACAAGUUUCCUUAAGAUCAUGGAACUGUUGCGGUCCCUUCCCAUCUCCCGAAAGUGCAUAUGGCUCCUAGGAUUUUAAAUGUAUUUUCAUUUAAAUCCACAAGAAACCACCAAAAUUUGAGUAGAAACGGGCCUUUCUCUACAAAAAAUAGGGAAACAAAAAGACUUGUACCAGACAGUUAUUAGGGAUGUUAAUCUUAUUCGUAUUCAAUAGGAAAUUCGAUUUUUAUUCAAAUAGGGAUGGAGAUGGUAUUAUGUUGCGGGUACAGGAAUGAAGAGGCAUAUAAUUUUAAAUUUUUAUUA
Messenger RNA from Durio zibethinus, 2259 nucleotides. RefSeq names its product WD-40 repeat-containing protein MSI2-like. Gene Ontology annotation, molecular function: protein binding. The record is from RefSeq and is a predicted model, not a curated record. NCBI's taxonomy places the organism in Eukaryota, Viridiplantae, Streptophyta, Magnoliopsida, Malvales, Malvaceae.